This is a messenger RNA of Argiope bruennichi, 2258 nucleotides long. Its product is annotated as alpha-tocopherol transfer protein-like. Lineage: Eukaryota; Metazoa; Arthropoda; Arachnida; Araneae; Araneidae. Gene Ontology annotation, cellular component: membrane. Bases 64 to 1011 code for a protein of 315 amino acids. The record is from RefSeq and is a predicted model, not a curated record. The transcript is spliced from 5 exons. Gene Ontology annotation, molecular function: phosphatidylinositol bisphosphate binding.
UGCUUGCUUACACCGAUGAUAAUUCUACAGAGUGAAGCAUUCUGAGAGUCUUAUUUCGCAAGCAUGAUGCCACCCCUGCCAUUCUGGCUGAAGGGUACGACACCCGAAAUCGAAAGGGUAGCCCGGGAAGAGCUUGGUGAAACUGCAGAAGUUAGACAAAGAAGUUUGAAAGAAAUUAAAGUGCUUAUUAAUGAAGAGCCAGGAUUUUGUCCUCUUCUUGAUGACGAAUUCUUGCUUCGAUUCCUCCGAGCCAAGAAGUUCCACGUUGGCAGAGCUUUCGCCACUUUGAAAAACUAUUAUGCCUUCAAAGUUCGCUAUUCCGGGGUUGUCACGGACUUGCUACCGAAAGAUCUCAGAUCUGUUUUUGAAACGGACAAAGUAAUCAUAUCGCCUAAAAGGGGACCUAAUGGAGAAGGCAUUCUCAUAUCGUUCAUAGGAUCUUUUGAUACUGACUCCUUUACUGUCGAGCAGCAUUUCGCCGCAUCUCUUAUCAGUGCAGAAAUUGGAAUGGAGACAGAUGGCUCGCAAGUUUGUGGCAGUCGUCUUAUUAUCGACAUGCAAGGCAUGACAUGGCGCAAACUGAGGCAUUACAUAAACCCAUCAUUUGUUAGCAGUGUCGCCAGGUGCAUACAGGAUGUGAUGCCUUGUCGAAUCUGCGGAAUCCAUGCAGUACAUGAACCAUUUUACUUCGGUUCUGCCUAUCAAGCCAUCAAGCCUUUACUCUCCAAAAAACUCAGAGAAAGGAUACAUUUCCACAGUUCCGAUUUGAGCAGUUUGCACAAAAUUUUACCUCCAGAGACGCUUCCUGAAGAGCUUGGUGGUUACUUAGGCAAGAAGGAUUUUCAAAAUUUUCGUUCCAUCAUACUUCAAAACAAUGACUUAAUGGAGAGGAUCAACGCGUACAUAUACAAUGGUAUGAAAUCGCCAUACCAAAGGAACAUCAGCAAAGCCGAAGACAGCUCAGAUCAUAAAGAAACAACAAGAACUUUGCUGAAUAUAUCACUUGGGUAAAUCAGUUGCAAUAUUUGGAAGAAAAAAAAAUAGUUUAAAAACUUCAUGAAACUUUUUCACCGAUAUAAUCCGUAAACUGAAAGAUUUUUUUUAGCACUGCAAUAGAAAUGAAAAUACCGAGAUAUUUUUACUCUUCUCCUAAAAUUAGGUAAUUUCAAAUGGUUUACGAACUUAAUGAAUACAAAACCUAAAAGACAAUAUUUUGUUAUUAAAACACAACAUUUUGCAUGAAUCAUUUUUUUGCAACUAUCAUCAGUUCCAGUAUCAGUUAACUUAUCUUUUCCAAACUGCACCAUGAAAGCUGCACUCAGAACUGUCAAAUGUGGUUUUUCACCAAUAUAAUCAGUAAACUGAAAGAUUUUUUUAGGAAUGAAAAUACCAAGAUAUUUUGACUCUUGUCCUAAAAUUAGGUAAUUUCAAAUGGUUUACGAGCUUAAUGAACACAAAAACUAAAGGACAAUAUUUUGCUAUUAAAACACAACAUUUAGCAUGAAUCAUUUCUUUGCAACUAUAGUCAGUUCCAGUAUCAGUUAACUUAUCUUUCCCAAGCUGCACCAUGAAAGCUACACACAGAACUGCCAAAUGUGGUUUUUCAGUUGUAAAGUUUCAAUCCAUUUUGUUAACAAAAACUCUGGAGAGGAUUUUUUGUGCACUAGAUCUUUGAUCCUGUGAUUCGAUCUAAUAUGAACGCAAAGUCAAAAUGGUUAAAUAAAACUUGAGAAUUUCUUUGAAAUUGCAGAUAACAAACACGCUUAGGCAGCGCUGGUCCUGAAUCUACCGUAAGCCUACAGAAAGCAUAAGUAUGGGAAAAGCUUUUUUUUUUUUUCUUCUUUUUUCUUGUUCCUGCAAUGGCAGGAACUUGGAGAGUGGGAUGAGUCACUGUGAUUUCAUGAUUCCAUUCCAGAAUUUGAAAUACAAACAUGGAUAGUUAUGCAGUUUUUACAAAUGAAUUUUUUAUAGCUAAAACAGAUCUUUCUUGCAUCUAACUAAGACAAUAUUUUUCACAAAAGUAACCACACAUUUAGAAUAUGAGUUGUAAUGGUUGCUAUGGAAAUAAGUAACGAUAAGUAAUAAAUGAAAGUCUUGGCAUUCCGUUCAUCAGUAACUUAAAGAUUUAUAAAUCUAUUGCAUCACAUAAAGUACAUAUAUAGACUUUUUCAUAUAUAAGUAUUUUAUCUCAUUACUUAGAUUCGAUAAACAUCAAUCUAUGCGUUAGAUGUUAAUCAUUUAUUUUAACAGCUUUAUUG